GGCAAACUGGGAAUUUCAGUUUGGUUGCUGUGGAGAUCGUGAUUAAAAGGUUGUUUUAAAUUAGUCGCUGGUAUUGGUAUUUUAAAAUAGAUCUUCUAGACUUAGGAUGGAUUCUAGUGUGGAGGAAAAUGUUCCUAACCAAACGGGAGCAGAAAGCAAAUUGGCCAAAUCAGAGGAGGCCGGGAAGCCAUCAAAUAGCAUUGGCCUGCUGCCGAUUAUGAUAUUCUUGGCGGCCACGGUAACCACAGCGGUGGUGGUGGAACUCCUGCCCCAUGCCAGCAAAGUUUUCCCCUGGAGUUCCAUAGAUUCCCCAGAAGAUCUGCAGCAGCCACCGCCCACGUAUGCGAUCUUUGGACGGAGCCCCACAGAAGAGCACCUGGUGCAUGUGGUGAAAGUACUGGACAUGUUCGGCUACCAAAGAGUGGGCGUCAACGAGAGCUGGAACCUCCUGUGGGCCCACGAUUAUCCUUUUCUCUCCUUCGCAAGCCUUAAGAAUCUCGACCAGAAUCAGUUGGUGAACCACUUUCCGGGCUGCGGCUAUCUUACUAACAAGGUGGACUUGUGCACCAGUCAGCUGCCCUUCCUGCCACGCGCCUUUCGACUGCCGGCGCAGAGGGAGGAGUUCCUGGACUACGCCAGGGACAAUCCGCGGGCACUCUUCGUCCAGAAGCACAACGAACACCGGCACAUCAAGGUCCGAGCUCCGGCUGAUAUUGCAUUCGGAUCCAACGAUUCCUUUGUCCAGGAGUUCGUCCAGAGACCCUUUUUGGUGGAUGGCCACAAGUUCGACAUCGGAGUUUAUGUAGUCAUCACCUCGGUUAAUCCCUUGCGAGCCUACAUCUACACGGGCGACGUUCUGUUCCGAUACUGUCCUGUGAAAUACCAUCCCUUCGAUGCCGAGAAUGUGGACAAAUACAUUGUGGGGGACGACUACCUGCCCACCUGGGAGGUCCCUUCGCUGCGAAAGUACUACAAUCGCUUUGGCGGGAGCAUGCGUACCGUUUUCGAAGCAUAUGUCCGUGAUCAGGACAUGGAACCCGCCAAGAUAUGGCCUCAAGUCGAGCACAUAAUCCGCACUACGAUUGCGGCAAAGGAGAGUGACAUUGUCAAUAUUCUACGCUCAUACAAGACACACAACUUUUUCGAUCUGAUGAGAUUUGAUCUGUUUAUUGACGAGGAUCUAAAGGUUUUCCUCAUGGAGGCCAACAUGUCUCCUAAUCUUUCUUCAGCACAUUUCAAGCCGAAUUCACUUUUGUACGAGCAAGUUCUGUACAGUGUUUUUAACUUAGUAGGAAUUCGGCCACUCACUGCAGCAAGUGGGACCUUGUUUGGUGAGAGCAAUGAGAUGAUCACGGCCGAUAAAAACUUGGCCACUGACUUAAACAGAUGUGCUGCCUACGACUGCGACAAGUCCUGCAACAAGGAGGAAUGCGAUCUCUGCUUACAAUGCCUUAGUGGAUCGGAGUACAAGAUGCUACAGAACGCUCAUGAGGAGCACUUGCAUCGCAUUGACAUGAAGCGCAUUUUUCCUCAACAAAUUCAUGACCUAAAGAGUUUUAACAUUAUGGAAGAAACCGCUAACAUGACGAAGAAAAACGCUUGGAUGACCCGCUGGUUCUAUAUAAAGCGAUGCCGGCUCAUUGCUGGAGUGCCAUUGCCUGUGCGAUGGCCCGGCGUACACUUAUUGCAAACCGAUAAGACGCGAGAUAUGUCAAUGUCAACAUAAACAUAAGCAGCGGAAUAAAUACACAUGGGCAGUGGCAAUCAAUGCCGCUCUGGUCGCAGAGAAUCGCGACCUCGUCGCAACCCGGGCCAUAAUCGGAGCUACACGAGGAAAUGUCAGGUUUGAUAAAAUAUUGGCCGGCACACAUUCUUACUCAGAGUCCGAUAGUCCAGACCAGAGAAUGGAUGGAUGGAUGGACGGACUGGACGCGAGCCCGAGCCCAAGUCUAAGUCCGAGUCCGAGUCCCCCAGUCGCUGAGCAGAGCUGAGCUUUUUUGUCGAAAUGGAGAUGAAGACGACGACGAAGACGCUUUGUCGGCAAUUACUUGUGGCGGUGUGAAGCGAUGGAUUUAUUGCCCCAACAGCUAAUCAACCAGCUGAAUUUAUCGCUGACUUCAUUCGACAUUUAGAGGCUCCAUACGCUGUGCAUUAGUUGUGAUUGCGCCAUGGGAAAAUAAAAAGCACAGCUCCCCAGUAAAGGGACACUGAUCGGGGAUCGACUGAUAGGUGCAAAUUGCUGUUUGAUAAAAAAUGUUUCCCCCGAGCCCAAAUCAGUGCAGGCUAUCGGGUUCUAGUUUCCCGAUCUCGGUUUCUGUGU
This is a messenger RNA of Drosophila rhopaloa, 2320 nucleotides long. RefSeq names its product probable tubulin polyglutamylase ttll-15 (gene TTLL15). Lineage: Eukaryota; Metazoa; Arthropoda; Insecta; Diptera; Drosophilidae. The transcript is spliced from 5 exons. Bases 107 to 1726 code for a protein of 539 amino acids. Gene Ontology annotation, biological process: protein modification process. The record is from RefSeq and is a predicted model, not a curated record.